Colius striatus (speckled mousebird) is the source of this 2776-nucleotide messenger RNA. RefSeq names its product WD repeat domain 91 (gene WDR91). Gene Ontology annotation, cellular component: late endosome membrane; extrinsic component of endosome membrane; early endosome membrane. NCBI's taxonomy places the organism in Eukaryota, Metazoa, Chordata, Aves, Coliiformes, Coliidae. Bases 54 to 2309 code for a protein of 751 amino acids. Gene Ontology annotation, molecular function: phosphatidylinositol 3-kinase regulator activity; protein binding. Gene Ontology annotation, biological process: early endosome to late endosome transport. The record is from RefSeq and is a predicted model, not a curated record. The transcript is spliced from 15 exons.
GCUCCCCCUCCCUGCCCGUGGGCGGGCGGAGCCGGCGGCGCCGCAGGGCCCCCAUGGCGGCGGCGGCGGAGCGGACCGACGAGCUGGUGCGGGAGUAUCUGCUCUUCCGAGGCUUCACCGGUGCCCUGAAACAGUUGGACGCGGAGAUCAAGGCGGACCGGGAGAAAGGCUUCCGGGUGGAUAAGAUAGUGGAGCAGCUGCAACAGUUUGUUCAGAGCUAUGAUCUGGCUGCCCUGCGGGAUUACUGGGGUUAUCUGGACCGACGCCUGUUCAGCCGUUUGGAAGACGUGUACCGGCCAACGGUGAACAAGCUGAAAACCAGCUUAUUCCGAUACUACCUCGUCCAUACUGUUCAGACUGGCCGCAAUGACAAGGCACAGGAGUUUUUCCUCAAGCAGGCCUCCGAGCUUCAGAACCAGACGGAGUGGAAGGAUUGGUUUGUCCUGCCCUUCCUCCCAGCUCCAGACUCCAACCCCACCUUUGCCACCUAUUUCUCACGCCAGUGGGCAGAUACAUUUAUUGUGUCUCUGCACAACUUCCUGAGUGUCCUAUUUCAGUGCAUGCCAGUUCCAGUCAUUUUGAACUUUGAAGCUGAAUGUCUUCGGAGCAGCCUCCUGCAAGAAGAAAACGAAUCGUUGCGGCAUAAGCUGUUUGCUCUGCAGGCCGAAUCCUCACGCAUGAAGAAAGAGGAACUGGAGAUGGAACCAGCUGUUGUGCAUCACAAGCUGCCGGCAUAUGUGGCCAACAUGGAUCGACUAGGGGACUCUGAGCUUGAUAUGACCUGCAGCCAGAGGAGUACUGCACAUUCUCUUCAGUUCCGGGGAGGCUUUCUGUCCUCUUUUCUCUCCCAAAGUAAAAAGGGCCCUUCCAGACCAGCCCAUCCAAGUGGGGCUUCUCCAACACAGACUGGCAGUAUGCUGCUAGGGAAAAAAGAACCAACAAAUCACCAGAGUGCCAAAGGAAAAGAAGGAACAGCGAGCUGUAAGGACAGCAAGAGCCACUUCAGUGGGUUAGUAGGAGGCGAGUCAAGUUCCCUGCAGCAGCGGCAGAAGCGCUUGCAAGAGCAUGGGAAGGAGAGGAAGGAACUGCUGUCGAAGGGCACCUUCCAGGGCCAAAGUGCUGAGAAGAAAUCAGAUAUUAGCACAGGUGAGACGGAGCCAUGCUCAGAGCUGCAUGCUGAGCAAACAGAUACUUCAACCAGAAUGCCUGCUAGCAGUGCAGAGGCUGUGGUGGCCCGGCAGGAGCAGCCUUUCAUCGUCCUGAGCCAGGACGAGUAUGGAGAACACCAUUCAUCCAUCAUGUACUGCAGAGUUGAUUGUUCUGGACGGAGAGUGGCCAGCUUGGACGUGGAUGGGGUCAUCAAAGUCUGGUCUUUUAACCCCAUGAUGCAAACUAAAGCUUCAUCCAUUUCCAAAUCUCCUUUGCUGUCUCUGGAAUGGGCGACCAAGCGUGAUCGGCUGCUAUUGCUUGGCAGUGGGGUCGGGACAGUUCGUCUUUACGACACAGAAGCAAAGAAGAAUCUCUGUGAAAUCAGCAUUGACGAAGACAUGCCCAGGAUCCUCUCACUUGCCUGUAGCCCAAGUGGUGCCUCCUUUGUCUGUUCUGCGGCAGCCCAGAGCCUCAUUUCCCACAUGGACUUCUCAGCAGUCGCCUCCGGAGGCAAAAGCAUGAACCAAGUUCCUGGGAAGCUGCUACUGUGGGACACUAAAACAAUGAAGCAGCAACUGCAGUUCUCCUUGGAGCCUGAGCCCAUUGCUAUUAACUGCACAGCCUUCAACCACAAUGGCAACCUGCUGGUCACCGGGGCUGCAGAUGGGAUUGUUCGUCUCUUUGACAUGCAGCAGCACGAGUGUGCCAUGAGCUGGAAAGCACACGAUGGGGAAGUCUACUCCGUUGAGUUCAGCUGUGAUGAGAACACAGUCUACAGCAUAGGCGAGGAUGGCAAGUUUAUUCAGUGGAAUAUUCACAAAAGUGGCUUGAAAGUGUCUGAAUAUGAUCUUCCCAGCGAAGCGACAGGUCCUUUUGUUCUGUCUGGGUACAGUGGCUACAAGCAAGUCCAGUUCCCACGAGGAAGGCUUUUUGCUUUUGAUUCUGAGGGCAACUAUAUGUUGACGUGUUCUUCUACUGGAGGAGUCAUUUUUAAGUUAAAUGGUGAGGAAAAGGUUCUGGACAGCUGCCUUUCCCUGGGAGGACACCGAGCUCCUGUUGUCACAGUGGAUUGGAGCACAGCCAUGGACUGCGGGACCUGCCUCACUGCCUCUAUGGAUGGGAAGAUUAAAUUAACAACCUUACUGGCUCAAAAGUCUUAAAAGUGGACGGUGUUGAAGGGAAAGAAGAACAGGCUUGACAAAAACAGUGUUAGCUCCACAGGAACAAACUGCUGGGGAGGGAAGGCAAACCACAAUCCCUUUUGUUGCCGUAGCUUUUGGCAAAUCAUGUGCAAUAGAGUACCAGUAUGGGACUGGAUCAGCAGUGGCACUAAAAAAAUAAGUCUCCCCUGACCUGUUGUGGCAGCGGAACUCCCUCCAUUAGGGAGUCUUGAGUAGCAUGUGGCUGGAAGGCUGCUGGGGUCACAUCAGGGCUUAUGCAGGUGAGGCUGGAGGAGGCAUGCGUGAGGCAGCACAGUGCAUGGUGAUAACAUGGAUCAAACUGGAAAGCUGGUCCAAAACCGAAGUGUUCUUUCAGUAUAACAUUUGUUGUGCUUUUACUUUGUUGGCAAGUUGUUGUUUCUGCCAUUUUUUUUCCCCAUAAAAAGAAAAUACUCCCUUGCACUUGA